AUGGCAUCAUUGGCUCAGCAAUUUGCAGGCCUGAGAUGCCCACCAAUAUCAACUUCAAGACUAACGGAAAGAGCAGCAACAUUUUCAAAGGCAAAAAGGGCUGUUAACUUUGUUUUAACAGCAAAAGCGGUGGCAGUAUCAAAUGCACAGACCAAAGAGAGGCAGAAACUUAAACUACUCUUUGAAGAAGCUUACGAACGGUGUCGUACUGCUCCUAUGGAAGGAGUUUCUUUUACUCUUGAAGAUUUUCAUGCUGCUCUUGAUACUUAUGACUUCAAUUCUGAGAUUGGCACCAGAGUUAAAGGGACAGUUUUUAUGACUGAUAACAAUGGGGCAUUAGUUGACAUUACUGCAAAAUCUUCCGCAUAUUUACCGGUGCAAGAGGCAAGCAUUCACAGAAUAAAACGCGUGGAAGAGGCUGGUAUAGUUCCUGGGAUGAGAGAGGAGUUUGUAAUCAUUGGUGAAAAUGAAGUUGAUGAUAGCUUAAUCUUGAGCUUAAGGUCAAUCCAGUAUGAACUUGCCUGGGAAAGGUGUAGGCAGCUUCAAGCUGAGGAUGUCAUUGUGAAGGGUAAGGUUGUUGGUGGAAACAAAGGAGGAUUAGUUGCAGUUGUUGAAGGCCUUCGAGGAUUUGUCCCUUUCUCACAGAUAUCAUCGAAAUCAACUGCAGAAGAACUUCUUGAUAAAGAGCUUCCGUUGAAAUUUGUUGAUGUUGAUGAGGAGCAGUCUAGACUUGUCCUCAGUAACCGCAAGGCCAUGGCUGACAGUCAGGCACAGCUUGGUAUCGGAUCGGUUGUCACUGGAACUGUUCAGAGCCUCAAACCAUAUGGUGCCUUCAUUGAUAUUGGUGGAAUCAAUGGCCUUCUCCAUGUCAGUCAGAUUAGUCAUGAUCGUGUCUCUGAUAUUGCAACAGUUCUUCAACCUGGUGAUAUUCUUAAGGUCAUGAUUCUAAGCCAUGACCGUGAGAGAGGCCGAGUGAGUCUUUCUACCAAAAAAUUGGAGCCUACUCCGGGUGAUAUGAUUCGUAAUCCAAAGCUUGUCUUUGAAAAGGCUGAGGAGAUGGCCCAGACAUUCAGGCAGAGAAUUGCCCAGGCAGAGGCUAUGGCACGUGCUGACAUGCUGAGAUUCCAGCCUGAGAGUGGACUAACUCUCAGCUCGGAUGGGAUCUUGGGUCCGCUUAAUUCAGACUUACCUGCAGAAGGUUUAGACCUGAGUGAUGUCCCCCCUGCUGAUGAGUCUGACGGUACGCUGGAGGAAGAAUCUGAUUGA
Messenger RNA from Dovyalis caffra, 1266 nucleotides. NCBI's taxonomy places the organism in Eukaryota, Viridiplantae, Streptophyta, Magnoliopsida, Malpighiales, Salicaceae. The record is from the annotation of a GenBank genome assembly.